Molecule: messenger RNA, 1791 nt
Organism: Penicillium paradoxum
Lineage: Eukaryota; Fungi; Ascomycota; Eurotiomycetes; Eurotiales; Aspergillaceae
Exons: 4
Coding region: 1-1791 (596 amino acids)
Molecular function (GO): DNA binding; protein binding
Source: RefSeq, a predicted model, not a curated record
AUGGUUCGGUCUUUAAUCCAUCUUCCAGACGAGAUCCUGAAUUCAAUUCUAUGUUACUCCUCUCCACAAUCGUGUGUCGCCGUUGAACAAACCAACUCUCGAUUUCGAAAUGUAACGAAUGAACCUCUACUAUGGCGUCACCAUUGCCAGUCGCAUUAUAGGUUUUGGGAUGGACGGCAUGAUAUACACCAAAGGCUUGCCUACCCAGUGAACUUCACCGAUUGGAAGGCGCUCUUCGUAUCCAAACACCAGGUCGAUCGCUCUGUCACUCGGCUUCUCGAUAGUAUUAUUGGUAGCCAGACGGGCCGGAUCGAAAAGUUUCGCCGCGUCAUCGAACUGGGAUACGAUGCAAAAGAUACUAUUUUGCGACAUACUCAAGUAGAGUCCGGGGAUGAUCAUUUGGCUAGAAGGUGGGCUACUGAUUCUAUGCGAAUUUUGCCUUGUGCCAACCACAAAAGGUACUAUGCCCGCGCGCUCUUGACUUGCCUGCACCGAAGCAUUGCCAUACCGGAAUGGGCAAAGCUCAAACGUGGAGAUCCCGUGUCACUUGACCGAGCGUUAGGCUGCUUUGAUCUCUUUAUAUCCGAAAAUGGAACUGAGGAUUUGAAUGAAAUACGAGGUUCUCUCGAUGGAAUUCUCAAACGCUUUGUCGCGUCUCAUCCUGACCUUGACCUCUUCACGCCUCGUCAGAAGGCACGGGCUAUAGCAUCAUGGCUAAGUGCGAAUGGUCUCACAGGCAUCGAUCCGCAACGAGAAUACCAUUCUUUGGAGCACAAUUUCUUAGGGAUGGCCUUGAAAAGUCCAGGUCAUAAUUCUCUGCCCUUGGUGUCGGCUGCGAUAUACUGCUUCGUCGCCCAGGGAAUCGGUCUAGACGCCCGUCCUUGUGGAUUUCCAUUCCAUGUGCAUGUGAUCGUUAACCCACGGCCAGGCUCAGACAUGGACGGCAAUGCAUUGUUCAGAAUAGAGCCAGGGGAGCCCCUUUAUUUGGACCCAUUUCGCGGCGGAAUGGAGACUCCAGCAUCGAGCCUGCGAGACCAAUUGUCCUUCUUGGGCAUGUCCAAUAUGGAUCAAAAUGCAACUUUGGGGGCAGCCUUGACCUCGAGUCUUGUCUUGCGCUGUGGUAAAAACAUAUUGAACUCAGUCCGUGCGGAGCCUCGAAAUCCCACUCUCCACACUACUGCCAUAGAUGUCAUGAGCGCAAAGUAUGCAGCGCUCUGGUCUGUGAUGCUGCUAUCUAGUGAUUCACAGCCGAUGGAUCUACGACAUCAGUUGCCAUGGCUUAUGGAACUAUUCGCUGCGGACUUUCCUUCUGAUAUAUUUCUAGUCGAACAGUAUAUUGCUCCUCUGUUUCUCGGCUUGUUUGAGCAUGAGCAUAUACUAGAGAGCCUUCAUGUGAUGAAAGCUGUGGAUGGGAUCCCAAAACAGGUCCGGAGGCGAAGCCGCGGUAACGCAAAUGUACAAUACCUAGUGGGUCAGGUUUUCCGGCAUCGUCGCUAUCACUACGAGGCUAUCAUUACUGGCUGGGACUCAGAAUGUGGCGCAGGUGAACAGUGGAUGAGAAGGAUGGGCAUUGAUCGAUUAGAAGCUGGUAGGCACCAGAGCUUCUAUCAUGUGCUGGUGGCUGAUCGAAGUGUCCGAUACGUGGCCGAAGAAAAUAUUGAAGUAAUUCUUCCUCGGUUCGCAGACUUGCCAAGUGGUUUGAUUGCUAUUGCGGGUAAGCAUUUUAAACGGUGGGAUCAGAGGAAGAAGAUGUUUGUGAGUAAUAUGAAGGAUGAAUACCCUGAUGAUUAG